This is a messenger RNA of Cadophora gregata, 1164 nucleotides long. RefSeq names its product 54S ribosomal protein L17 mitochondrial (gene MRPL17). Gene Ontology annotation, molecular function: structural constituent of ribosome. The record is from RefSeq and is a predicted model, not a curated record. Gene Ontology annotation, cellular component: mitochondrial large ribosomal subunit. The transcript is spliced from 3 exons. NCBI's taxonomy places the organism in Eukaryota, Fungi, Ascomycota, Leotiomycetes, Helotiales, Ploettnerulaceae. Bases 1 to 1164 code for a protein of 387 amino acids.
AUGACGGCAAGCAGUAGAGGAAGCAGAGCUGCUGCUUCAAUUCUUCGCUCAACACGACGUUCCCAUCCCCUCAUCUGCUCCGACUGCAUCUCACACAUCCGCGCGCGAGCAUCUCCGACAUGCCUAUCAGUUUCUCAAAGACCCUACGCGGUCGCAGCAACAGCUGUCAAAACCGCAGACUCAGCACCCAACUCCUCACUCCAACACCUUUCAAAACUCAAGCCCAUAUCCGCUACAGCACCAGAAUAUAUCCCCAAAGCCGGCAUCCUACUCUCACGCGCACCACUCCUGACAGCUCCGCAGUCAUCGUUCGAGAAGGCCUUUUACUUCUACCAGAAACGGCUGAACGAGCGUCUGGCUAUGCCGUACGCGAAGUACUUCUACUUCAAGAAAGACACGCCUGCGGAUACAGAUCGCAAGAUCAAAGAGCGAGAGAGGAACUGGGCUGCUGCGCGGGAAUUGGGCGGGUACAGAGCAUUUGGCGAGGAGGCAUGGAACGAUGAGCUGUUGUCUGUGGAGACGGACGCGGCUGGGGAUGCGGCCAAGGCGUUUGGCAAGAUGGGCAUCGCGGAGCCGAAGUACAUCCUCGAGACGCUGGUGAAGGACGCGAAGAUCUGGGCUGUGGAGGGGAAGGAUGGGGCGGCGAUGGAGGUUAAGGAGGGGGAGGAGGUGGAGUGGGAGGCGAAGGUUGAGAAGCCGUUGAGUAGGGUGACGGAGAGUGAUAGGAAGAGGGAUGAGAAGAAGCUGGAUAGACAGUUGACCAGGACGCUGUACUUGCUUGUUAAGCCUGAGAAAGGGUCUUGGAGGUUUCCGCAGGGUGUGUUGGAGGGGAAGGAGAAUCUGCAUCAGGCGGCAGAACGUAUCCUCGUCCAAACAGCAGGCGUCAACAUGAACACCUGGAUCAUCGGUCACGUCCCCAUCGGCCACCACGUCGUGCCCCCAACAUACACCAAAACCACGCCCGAAAAGAACACCACCCCACAACUCGUCCGCCCCGGCGCAAAGACCUUUUUCAUGAAGGGUCGUAUCAUGGCCGGACAGGCUGAACUAGUAGAGAAUGCAUUUGGCUUGACUGACUUCAAAUGGCUGACGAAAGAGGAGGUGAAGAAGCAUGUUUCGACUAGAUAUUGGAGCUAUGUGCAGAAUAUGCUGGCUGAUAGGUAG